This is a messenger RNA of Saprolegnia diclina VS20, 1513 nucleotides long. RefSeq lists its product as hypothetical. The coding region runs from base 12 to 1418 and encodes 468 amino acids. The record is from RefSeq and is a predicted model, not a curated record. The transcript has a single exon. Lineage: Eukaryota; Oomycota; Saprolegniomycetes; Saprolegniales; Saprolegniaceae.
GCGCCGACAAAAUGGCAAUGACCAAGCGCAUCAAGCCGAUGGCGCCCGGGCUCGCGCUGCCGCAGCACCUCGUCGAGACGAUCAUGUGCUACCUCGACACGGCCACCGCCUUCUUCUCGGCGCUGCGGACGCUGCCUCGCGCUGGCAAGAGCCCGUUCCUCGUAGCACUGGAAGAGCUCACGGCCGAGGUCCCGCCGUGGAUGCUAUGGCCCAUCCUUGACGUCGGGUGCGCGGCCGAGGCGUCGAUUGGCCACGAAGCGCUCUUCGCGCGCGUGCUCCAGAGCCAUCCGUACGUGCUCAUGAACGACGGCGAGCCAGAAAAGUACCUGCCACUGGUCUCGCCCAGUGCGGACGUCGUACUCCCCGACUACAACAACAGCGUCGCCACCCUUGCGCCGUCGUCAUUGGCGCGCGUGACCAACUUUCAAAUCAACUUGGUGUCGCUGCGCACAGUGGCGACGUACGUUGCGCACGCGCCGCGUCUGCGCGCCAUGAGCCUCACGGGGACGCUCAAUGCGCUAACCGACGACGAGUCGGCGCUCGAUCAUUUGUUUGCCUGUACCAAAGCGACGCUGCGCCGGAUGGAGCUGAUACUGUACUGUGACUCGAUCCAGCGCCGUCACGCUGCCAUCGAGGCGCUGGCCCACGUGCUGGCGACCUUUCCUGUCGAGACGCUGUACAUACACAAUCUGUCGGUGUCGGUGACCGAGGCCAAAAUGCUCUAUGACGCCAUGCGCGCGUCGCCACGCCUCCAACGUCUUUACUUUAUCGCGAGCGCGCAGCUGGCUCGGUACGUCACCGCGUGGGCGACACCACAGACGUGCUUGCGCUACCAUGCCCACGACGCAGCGUGCGUCGUCUCGACGAAAUCUGCCUUGUCGUCGGUGACGACCUGGACCAUCGACGGCGAAUGGAGCGAGAUCAAGGCCGCCGUUUUGACGCUAAGGACCAUGCAGCACGUCCGUGAGCUGCAUGUCAUGGUCCUACCGGGGCCGGUUCAUCCCACCGAGUACAAAAAGUUGCUCGAAGUCAUCGAGGCGCUGCCGCUGCGCAAGCUGAGUCUACUGGGCUUCGAGUGCCUCACGACACCGGCGAUCAAAGAGCUAAUGGCAUGUCUGCGCCGUCAAGGCACUCUGCGGUCCUUGCACCUCAUCCAGUCCAGUCUCUCAGCGGAUGCGCUGGCGACGCUCGCAGCAACCGUCCCGAUGCUUGGCCACAUCAAGCACAUGGACUUGAGCGACAACGACUUCAGCGACGACCAAGUCCCGAGCCUCCAGGUGCUGCUAUCUCAUCUUGCGCAUCUCAACUUGCAUGGGACCAAGCUCUCGAGUAGCGCCACCGAGCGCUUGAAGCGAUAUGCGCUCGACGUCUUGUGCCACUUGUCGAUCGACAACGGCGACAUCAACGAGGAAUACUAAGUAGCACGAUAUCGCUUGCUCGAUUUGUGCUACAACGAGAGAACAAGCAAGCUACUGGAUGAGCCGAGUGGGCUGGGCAUUGUGCGAAGGACGAA